Messenger RNA from Quercus lobata, 1177 nucleotides. Its product is annotated as 60S ribosomal protein L7a-1. The coding region runs from base 109 to 894 and encodes 261 amino acids. Lineage: Eukaryota; Viridiplantae; Streptophyta; Magnoliopsida; Fagales; Fagaceae. Gene Ontology annotation, biological process: ribosome biogenesis. The transcript is spliced from 6 exons. The record is from RefSeq and is a predicted model, not a curated record. Gene Ontology annotation, cellular component: ribonucleoprotein complex. Gene Ontology annotation, molecular function: RNA binding.
AAGAAAACCCUAAACGGCCCUAGUAUAUAUAGGAUACCGCACUAGGGUUUUGUUUCCUCUGCCGUUAGCAAAGGUAAACCAGACGAGACCUUCAACACAUCGGCACAAAUGGCUCCAAAGAGAGGUGGAAAGGCACCAGUGCCAGCAGCAGCAUCGAAGAAGAAGACGGAGAAGGUGUUGAACCCAUUGUUCGAGAAGCGCCCUAAGCAGUUUGGGAUCGGUGGGGCUUUGCCACCGAAGAGAGAUCUGACCCGAUUCGUCAAAUGGCCUAAGACUGUUCAGCUUCAGAGGAAGAAGAGGAUCCUCAAGCAGAGGCUCAAGGUCCCACCAGCUCUCAACCAGUUCACCAAAACCCUCGAUAAGAACCUUGCAACAAACCUGUUCAAGAUGCUACUUAAGUACAGGCCUGAGGACAAGGCUGCAAAGAGAGAGCGUCUCUUGAAAAGGGCUCAGGCUGAAUCUGAAGGCAAAACUGUUGAAGCAAAGAAGCCUAUUGUUGUGAAGUAUGGUCUCAACCAUGUCACAUACCUCAUCGAGCAGAACAAGGCUCAACUGGUUGUUAUUGCACAUGAUGUGGACCCAAUCGAGUUGGUUGUCUGGCUUCCCGCAUUGUGCAGGAAGAUGGAAAUCCCAUACUGCAUUGUGAAAGGAAAAGCCCGCUUGGGAUCGAUUGUCCACAAGAAAACUGCAUCAGUUUUGUGCUUGACAACAGUCAAGAAUGAAGAUAAGUUGGAGUUCAGCAAGAUCUUAGAGGCUAUCAAGGCCAACUUCAAUGACAAGUACGAUGAGUACAGGAAAAAGUGGGGUGGUGGAAUCAUGGGUUCCAAAUCCCAGGCCAAAACCAAGGCCAAAGAGAGACUUCUUGCCAAGGAAGCUGCUCAGAGGAUGACUUAGGAGCAAUGAUUAUGUGUUUCUUCUUGUUACUUAGAUAUGAUUGUCUGAGCUGUUUUUAUCUAGAAUUUUGUUUGUUCAAGGUUAUUUGCAUUAACUACAUAAGUUUUGUUUCUUUAGAGGCAGCUUAUAUAAAUUAAGGAACAGCUAAUGUUGGAGUUUAAGCUGCCUUGCAUACAUAGCUUUCGGGUGAGACUAUCAUGAUUCCUUCUUUUUGGUAUAAGAAGCAACUUGACCCCCCAUUAUGCAAUUUUCACUCUCUAAUGAUAAGAUCCCCAAGCCUAAA